Arvicanthis niloticus (Nile rat) is the source of this 2982-nucleotide messenger RNA. RefSeq names its product archaelysin family metallopeptidase 2 (gene Amz2). NCBI's taxonomy places the organism in Eukaryota, Metazoa, Chordata, Mammalia, Rodentia, Muridae. Gene Ontology annotation, biological process: proteolysis. The record is from RefSeq and is a predicted model, not a curated record. Gene Ontology annotation, molecular function: metallopeptidase activity.
CCGGGGAGGCCCCCACUGUUCACUCAAGCAGAGACUGGGUGGCGUCUGCACCGGCCCUGCCCCAAGUGCAAGUUGCUAUGGGCAACCAGCUAGCACGUCUGGCGAGACCCACUUUACGUGGGAUGUUCCGGUGAUAGAACCGAAGCAUCGUAGGCCCCUGGUCCCUGCAGUGACUGGUGAAGGCUCCCCGCUCUCCACACCCCUUUGCCAGACAUGCAUUGUCCUUAGAAAAACUUAAAUGGAGAAACAGCAGCUGGAGAUGUCUCCUUUGUAACGCCUCGUGGUGGAAUAUCUGCUUGAUGAGGAAGGAUGAGCGCACCACGUAGGGACUCGAUAUGAACGGGAAAAGGGCUGUCACCAUGAGUCUGGCAUCUCAUUGGUCAUCUUAGAUCUCCCUCAGUGUUUUAUGACCGACAGGACGCGCGCGAUGCAGGUUCUACGGCACUCCGAACACACACUGAAAACAGCUCUCCUCUCAAAGAACCCAGUGCUUGUCUCCCAGUACGAGAAGUUAGAUGCCGGGGAACAGCGGCUGAUGAAUGAGGCCUUCCAGCCACGCAAUAAUCUGUUUGAACCCAUUACCGUGCAUUCACAGUCAGACUGGAUCUCCUCCCACCCUGAGGCUCCCCAAGACUUCGAACAGUUCUUCUCUGACCGCUACAGAAAGGCACCCUGUCCAAAGAAACACAUUAUCUAUAUUCAAUCCAUUGGCUCUCUAGGUAACACCAGAGUAAUCAGCGAAGAAUAUAUUAAAUGGCUCAAGGGUUACUGUGAAGCAUUCUUCUAUGGUUUGAAGGUGAAGUUCUUAGAACCAGUUUCAGUCUCCGCAACCAAGUGUUCCUUUAGGGUGAAUGAGCACACACAAAACCUGCAAAUCCAUACAGGGCAUAUCCUGGCAUUCUUGAAAAAGAAUAAACCCGAAGAUGCCUUCUGCAUCGUGGGGAUAACAAUGAUCGAUCUUUAUCCUCGGGACUCGUGGAACUUCGUCUUUGGACAGGCCUCCUUAUCAAGUGGUGUGGGCAUAUUCAGCUUCGCCAGGUACGGCAAGGACUUCUACACCUCGAAGUAUGAAGGCAGUGUGAAGACCCCACAGCUAAAGUCUUCCACUGACUAUUCCAUUUUUGAUAACUAUUAUAUCCCUGAAAUCACUAGUGUUUUGCUGUUGCGAUCCUGUAAGACUUUAACCCAUGAGAUCGGACACAUACUUGGACUGCGACACUGCCAGUGGCUUGCGUGCUUAAUGCAAGGCUCCAAUCACUUGGAGGAAUCUGACCGGCGUCCUCUAAAUGUCUGCCCCAUCUGCUUACGCAAGCUGCAGAGUGCUAUUGGCUUCAAUAUUGUGGAGAGAUACAAAGCACUGGUGAAGUGGAUUGACGAUGAAUCCUGCGAUGACUCAGGGACAACUCCGAAGAGUAGUUCUGAGCAUGUGCACUUGCCGAAGCCUGUGGAAGCCUUUAAGGAUUGGAGAGAAUGGAUAAUCAGAUGCAUUGCUGUUCUUGAAAAAUAAGGACUCUGUGACAGGAGUAGCUGAAAUAAAUACUGGCACACUAGGCGUUUGUGGGUAGAGCUCUUCAUUGGAACAAACCAUCUGCUGAGUCUGCACUGAGGCCGGGCGAUAGACUAGAACUGAAGCCCUGGACCGGAAUAAGGUUCACUAAGAACAACAAAACCCUCUCUGCCUUUCUCUCCGAAUCACUAGCUGGUCUGUGGCAGGAACCCCAUCACUUCCGCCCCUCAGAUAGGAUUAGGUGACGCUAGACAGUAAACAAAUAAAUACUUUAAAAAUCACUUUGUGUGGCCCUAGGAAUGACUCGAACUUUUCCAGGUCGCUUGUGCUCUGAGAAGAGUUGCUGCUUCUUGUGGCCCAGCCGAGUCAGCAGGGCUCUGACCCUGCACAGGCUGUCGUCCUUGUGAUCCGUGGGUGCCCUCCAUUCUUUCCUGGCCAUUUCUGAGCCUGUCCCUGCAGGAAGCGACCUGCUUAUGUCAGUUCUCAGCAGUGAGAACAGCUGUGGUCCUUUCCCACAGCAGCUGGUCAUGGUUGGAGAGGGGUAGGGGGAGGGGUUAGAGAGUCAUUCUCAGCUGUAACUAUGGCUACGUCUGAGGCCUUUACUGAUGCCUCAAUGGUGCUUAUGUCGUCUGUGUGGGUUGCACUCAUUCUAUAGGGCUAGGUGGAACUGAAGUUUGUUCUUACAGUCUUUUGUCUACUUCAUUGGACUGUGACCUGUUUGAUGAGGGAGGGAGUGAACAGAUAACUUACCCGUCAGGAUGCCAAGAACAACUUGCGUGGUCUGUCAGUCUGGACAUCCGUGAGUUGUGGUAAGCAGACUGACAACCUGAGGCUCAACUCAUCUGUAAGAUCAAUGUGUCUCGGAAAACGGAAAGGUACGUUACUUGUGUCGGUGGUCUGGUAGUGUAUUCCUUAUUUGUAGUACUGGUUUUUGUUUGGCUUGUUGUCGUUGUUCUUUGAGACAGGGUCUCUUUAAGUAGCCCCAGCUGGCCGUGAAUGCAGGAGCAUUAUUGUGAAGCUCUGCCUCACAAGAGCUGGGCCUGAACCACCACACCUGAUGGUCCUGGGUUUGACCCAGGGCCUUGUGAAAACUUGGCACUCUAUAGCUGAGCAACAGCCCUGGCCCCAGCUUCCCACUUUCCUAUUUUUUUUUUUUCUUUAAGUUAAGACUUCCUCUCUCUUUUCUUUUUUAUUUUAAUGCUGGGGCAGGGUGGAGGGGGAGGCUCAAGGACAGUCUCAGGUAUCACUCCUCAGCAGUUAGGCCAGCCUGGCUGUCCAGUGAACCUCAGAGAUCCAUCUGCCUGCUGUCCUCGCCCCCACCCCAUGGGUACAGGGUAGCACACAUGGACCUCUGCUUACGCGGCAGGCCCUUUACCGGCUGGGCUAUUUCCAGCUCUCUUUUUCCAUUUGAAAUCUAAAUAAGUGAAAUCAUUGUUGUGACUUACAGUGUAAUUAAAAGCAUGCUGACAACUGAA